UUUCUGUCUUGUGUCCCACCAGGAAAAAACGAAGGUGAUUGAGCCCUUAGAUUACGAGAAUGUCAUUGCCCAAAGGAAAGCACAGAUCUACAGCGACCCGCUCCGGGACCUGCUCAUGUUCCCCAUGGAAGAUGCAUCUGUCUCUGCCAUCAGCCGACAAAGGAGGACAGUGCAGUCCACGGUGCCAGAAGAUGCUCUUGGAAAGGCCCAGAGCCUCUUCGUCCAAGAGUGCAUUAAAGCCUACAGUUCGGACUGGCAUGUGGUGAACUACAAAUAUGAGGAAUACUCUGGAGACUUCCGGAUGUUGCCAUGCAAAUCCUUCCGGCCGGAAAAAAUCCCAAACCACGUGUUCGAAAUCGAGGAGGACUUUGAAAAAGAUGAGGACUCUUCCUCGUUGUGCGCGCAGAAGGGUGGCGUCAUCCGGCAGGGCUGGCUGUACAAGGCGAACGUCAACAGCACCAUCACGGUGACCAUGAAGGUGUUCAAGAGAAGGUACUUCUACCUGACUCAGCUCCCUGAUGGCUCGUACAUCCUCAACUCCUACAAGGAUGAAAAGACUUCGAAGGAGUCCAAAGGCUGCAUUUUCUUGGAUUCGUGCAUCGAUAUCGUGCAGUGCCCCAAGAUGCGGCGCCAUGCCUUCGAGCUCAAGAUGCUGGAUAAAUACAGCCACUACCUGGCUGCUGAAAGCGAGCCGGAAAUGGAGGAGUGGCUGGCCACCUUGCGGAAGAUCAUCCAGGUCAACACGGAGAGCUUGGUGCCCGAGAAAAAGGAGGGGUCCUUGCCUGAAGAUGAAUCAAGCAGUCAGGGAAAGUCGGAGAACAUCCUGGAGAGCCUAGAAAGAAGCAUGCAUCCGGAACUUAUGAAGUACGGAAGAGAAACGGAGCAGCUGAACAAACUCAGCAGGAAUGACGGGAGACAAAACCUCUUCUCUUUUGAUCCUGAAGUUCAGAGGCUAGAUUUCUCUGGAAUGGAGCCAGACGUGAAACCUUUUGAGGAAAAAUGCAGCCAGUCCUUCCUGGUGAGAUGCCAUUCCUUGACGUUCAACCUCCUCGCCCACCCAAACGACCAGUCUGGGGACCCACCUACAAACGUGGAACCAUUUUUCCUCAGCCUCGCGCUCUUUGAUUUGAAAAGCGGUUGCAAAAUUUCGGCCGAUUUCCACGUAGACCUGAAUGCUGCAGCCAUUCGGGAGAUGCUGGCGGAUAGUUCGUCUCUGGGCUCCGGAAGUAAUACCGCAAAGAGCCACUUCCUUCCCGGACUUCCUGAGUCUCACCUGCUCUUCAUAAAGCAGGGCGUCUUCUCCGUAUCCAACCCGCACCCCGAAAUUUUUCUGGUCGCCCGGGUGGAGAAGGUCCUACAGGGAAGCAUCACGCACUGUGCGGAGCCCUACAUUAAGAGCUCGGACCCCGCGAAGACCGCACAGAAGGUCCACAAGGCUGCAAAGCUGGUGUGCAGUCGCCUCGGACGAUACAGGAUGCCGUUUGCUUGGGCCGCGCGGCCUGUCUUCAAAGACUCACAGGGCACCUUAGAUCUCGAAGGGAAAUUCUCUCCCCUGUACAAGCAGGACAGCAGCAAGCUCUCGACUGAGGACCUCCUGAAGCUGCUAGCGGAAUAUAAGAAACCAGAAAAGACAAAGCUGCAGGUGAUCCCUGGGCAACUAAAUAUCGCACUGCAGUGUGUCCCGCUGGACUUCUCAAACUGCGUCACGGCCUCUUACGUGCCCAUCAAGCCCUUUGAGGUGCCGGAGCAGGGCGACGGCAUUGCUGUCGAGGUGGAAGAGUUUGUCCCCAGGGCUGUGAAGUACUGCUAUCCGUUCAGCAUCUACAAAAACCAACUCUACGUCUACCCUUUGCAUUUAAAGUACGACAGCCAGAAAACGUUUGCCAAGGCAAGGAACAUCGCUGUCCGUGUGGAAUUCAGAGACUCCGACGAAGGGGGCCAUGCAGCUUUGAAGUGCUUCUACGGUAAACCCGGAGGGCCCCUCUUGACUUCGAGUGCCUACGCUUGCGUGUUGCAUCACCAUCAGAGCCCCGAGUUCUAUGACGAGAUCAAGAUCGAGCUUCCAAUCCACCUGCACCCGAAGCACCACUUGCUUUUCACCUUCUACCACAUCAGCUGUGAGAUCAGCCCGAAGGGGACAGCGAAGAAGCUGGACGCAGUGGAGACAACAGUUGGCUUUACCUGGCUGCCGCUGCUGAAGGAUGGGCGGAUCAUCACCUCUGAACAGCACCUGCCCGUUUCAGCCAAUCUGCCUGCUGGGUACCUGAGCGUGGGAGACACUGAAGCACGACGGCAGCCAAAUGUCGACAUUAAAUGGGUUGAUGGAGCAAAAGCCCUCUUCAAGAUCCAGAUCCACUUGGAAUCAACUAUUUACACCCAAGAUCUUCACCUUCACAAAUUUUUCCAGCAUUGCCAAAUGACCCAGGCAGGUGGCAAAGAGGCCCCGGGAGAGCUGGUUAAACAUCUGAAGUGCUUGCACGCCAUGGAGAUCCAGGUCAUGAUACAGUUUCUGCCUGUGGUUCUCGUGCAGCUGUGCCGAGUGCUCACCACCCGGACGCAGGAGGAGGACGUCGCGGUCAACUGCACCAUGGUCCUCCUCCACAUUGUCUCCCGCUGCCACGAGGAAGGCCUCGACCACUACCUGCGGGCAUUCAUCAAGUACUGCUUCCGCCCGGAGAAACCUGGGGUCCCACAGGCCAAGAUGACGCAUGAGACCUUGGCCGUCGCGAUGGCCACAAUUCUCAAGCAGUCGGCAGACUUUCUGGCCAUCAACAAAAUGCUGAAGUAUUCAUGGUUCUUCUUCGAGGCCCUGGCCAAGUCGAUGGCAAUGUACCUUCUGGAGGAGAACAAAAUUAAGCUCCCCAGGGCUCAGCGGUUUCCAGAGUCCUACAACCACGCCUUGCAUUCCCUGCUCCUCGCCAUCAUCCCACAUGUGAACAUCCGCUACAGCGAAAUCCCAGAGGAGUCCAGAAAUGUCAAUUUCAGCUUGGCCAACUUCCUGAAGCGGUGCUUGACCUUUAUGGACCGAGGAUUUAUCUUCAGGCUGAUAAACGACUACGUUUCUGCGUUCAGCCCCAAAGACCCCAAGACCUUGGUGGAGUACAAGUUUGAGUUUCUGCAGACCAUUUGCAGCCACGAGCAUUACAUCCCGCUGAAUUUGCCAAUGACAUUUUCCAAACCUAAACUUCAGAGGCUUCAAGAUGUAAACCUCGAGUACAGCUUAUCCGACGAGUACUGCCGCCACCAUUUCUUGGUGGGUCUGCUGCUCCGAGAGACGUCCGUCGCUUUGCACGACAACUACGACAUCCGAUAUGCAGCCAUCGGCAUCCUGAAAAGCCUCCUGAUUAAGCACGCCUUUGACAACCGGUACCAGCAUAAGAACCAGCAGGCCAAGAUCGCUCAGCUGUACUUGCCUCUAGCUGGACUCAUUCUGGAGAACGUCCAGCGGCUGACAAGCCGGGACGCCCUGCCCCCUGGCACCGCCACAGCCAGCUCCGCGUCCAGGGAUGAGCUGGUGUGCAGCUUGGUUUCACCGUCCAGCAGGGCCAGUCUUGUUCUCGACAAAGAUGCACUUUACGGUGCGGCUCUCCAGAAUGGACUGUGCGGGAAGAGGGAGGACUCCAAAGGAUCACUCAGCUCCGAAGCGGGGGCCAGCUCCCCUGACCAGGGCACCACUGCUGAAAACAUGCACAGGAGCUCCACACGGAGCAGCGUCUCCCACUUCGGGCGCCUGGACCAGUUCGAGAUCCGGAACCUCCUCCUCUGCUACCUUUACAUAAUUAAAAUGAUCUCCGAAGAUACCUUGUUAGCCUAUUGGAACAAAAUAUCUCCCCAGGAGCUGAUGAAUGUCCUUGUUCUUCUAGAAUCGUGCUUGUUUCACUUCAGAUACGUGGGGAAGAGAAACAUCGCCAGGGUCCAUGAUGCUUGGCUGUCCAAGCACACAGGCAUUGACCGGAAAUCGCAGACGAUGCCAGCCCUUCGCAGCAGAGCGGGCGCCUUCCAGGUCCGCCUCCAGCAUCUCAGCAGCCUGGACAGCUCGUUUACCCUUAACCACGGAGCCGGCACUUCGGAAGCAGACAUCGUCCACCAGGCCUUGCUGGAAGGCAACACGGCCACCGAGGUCGCCCUCACCGUCCUGGACGCCCUCUCGUUCUUCACGCAGUGCUUCCGGAGCCAGCUCCUGAGCAACGACGGGCACAACCCGCUGAUGAAAAAGGUUUUCGACAUCCACCUUGCCUUUCUCAAAAACGGGCAAUCCGAGGCUGCCCUGAAGCACGUCUUUGCCUCCCUGAGAGCCUUCAUCAACAAGUUCCCCUCAGCCUUCUUCAAGGGGCGAGUGAGCAUGUGUGCUGCCUUUUGCUAUGAGGUCCUCAAAUGCUGCACUUCCAAGCUGAGCUCCACCCGCAACGAAGCCUCAGCCCUCCUUUACCUCCUCAUGAGAAACAACUUUGAGUUCACCAAACGGAAAACCUUUUUAAGAACUCACCUCCAGAUCAUAAUCGCCGUCAGCCAGUUGAUCGCCGACGUGGCGCUCAGCGGAGGGUCCCGAUUCCAAGAGUCGCUGUCCAUUAUCAAUAAUUUCGCCAACAGCGACCGGCCAGUGAAGGCAACGGCCUUCCCGUCGGAGGUCAAAGACUUGACCAAGCGCAUCCGGACGGUGCUGAUGGCCACCGCCCAGAUGAAGGAGCACGAGAAGGACCCCGAGAUGCUGGUCGACCUGCAGUACAGCCUGGCCAAGUCUUACGCCAGCACGCCGGAGCUGCGGAAGACGUGGCUGGACAGCAUGGCGAGGAUCCACGGCAAGAACGGCGACUUCUCCGAGGCGGCCAUGUGCUGCGUCCACACGGCGGCGCUGAUGGCGGAGUUCCUUCACCGGAAGAAAUUAUUUCCUGUAGGGUGUUUGUCGUUCAAGAAAAUCACGCCCAACGUUGAGGAAGAGGGUGCCAUGAAAGAAGAUGCAGGGAUGAUGGACGUUCAUUACAGUGAGGAAGUCCUGGUGGAGCUGCUGGAGCAGUGCAUUGACAGCUUGUGGAAAGCAGAGCGCUACGAAACCAUCUCGGAGAUUUCCAAGCUGAUCAUCCCAAUCUAUGAGAAACGACGUGAGUUUGAGAAACUUACCCAGCUGUACAGAACACUCCACGGGGCUUACACAAAAAUCCUGGAGGUGAUGCAGACCAAAAGGAGGCUGCUGGGCACUUACUUCCGGGUUGCAUUUUACGGACAGGCUUUCUUUGAAGAAGAGGAUGGCAAGGAGUACAUCUACAAGGAACCCAAGUUGACAGGCCUGUCGGAGAUUUCUUUGCGGCUGCUGAAGCUUUACGGGGAGAAAUUUGGAGCCGACAACGUUAAAAUCAUCCAGGAUUCCGAUAAGGUGAAUGCCAAAGACCUGGAUCCCAAAUACGCCUGCAUCCAGGUGACUUACCUGAAGCCCUUUUUUGAUGAGAAAGAGCUCUCCGAGAGGAAGACCGAUUUUGAGAAGAGCCACAACAUCAGCCGAUUUGUGUUUGAGACGCCGUACACUUUGUCGGGGAAAAAACAUGGGAGCGUGGAAGAGCAGUGCAAGAGACGGACAAUCCUCACCACAUCCAACUCUUUCCCGUACGUCAAGAAGAGGAUUCCGGUCAGUUGCGAGCAGCAGAUAAACCUGAAGCCAAUUGACGUCGCAACCGACGAGAUCAAGGCGAAGGCGGCCGAACUGCUGCAGCUCUGCGCCUGCCCGGAUGUGGACAUGAUCCAGCUGCAGCUGAAGCUGCAGGGCUCCGUCUCGGUCCACGUCAAUGCCGGCCCGCUGGCCUACGCACGGGCCUUCCUGGUUGACAAGCACUCCAGCAAAUAUCCGGCCAAGAAGGUGACUGAAUUGAAGGACGUGUUCAGGAAGUUUGUUCAGGCCUGUGGAAUUGCCCUGGAGUUCAACGAGCGGCUGAUCAAGGAGGAUCAAGUCGAAUAUCAUGAAGAACUGAAGUCCAACUUCAGGGACAUGGUGAAAGAUCUGUCGGAGAUCAUACACGAACAGAUAUACCAAGAAGACACCAUGCAUCCCUCAUCCAUGUACAACUCGCUGCAUGUCUUCUGUGCCAUAAGUGGAACUUCAGGAGAAGCAUGUGGCACUUUCAGGCACGCUACUGACUUUUGAAGAGUGCGCGGCCCACCGCCCGGCACUUUGCAGGAGUUUCUCAGGAAUGCUCAGAGCGUUGCCUGAAAGACAGUAAUCCCUGGGCACGUGCCCAGAAAUGCAACUCAGUGUUAUCUUGCUCCGGCGCAGAAUCAACGAGCUUCCAGGCAGACGGUGGGCAAAUGAUCCAGGAGUGUGCUUCCUUGCCUCCUUUUCGUGUCUGUGUUUGUUUUCGUUUCUAGUAUCUACACGACACCAACAGCAUUUACCAAACCGCAUUGUAUGGAAAGCGAACCUGCGAAUGGUACUGUGUAAAAUUGUAUCAUGGAAUGUAAUAAAAAGAACGGUUGUUUUGUAAA
Molecule: messenger RNA, 6471 nt
Organism: Varanus komodoensis (Komodo dragon)
Lineage: Eukaryota; Metazoa; Chordata; Lepidosauria; Squamata; Varanidae
Gene: DOCK11
Product: dedicator of cytokinesis 11
Exons: 52
Coding region: 116-6133 (2005 amino acids)
Biological process (GO): small GTPase-mediated signal transduction; positive regulation of filopodium assembly; positive regulation of GTPase activity
Molecular function (GO): guanyl-nucleotide exchange factor activity
Source: RefSeq, a predicted model, not a curated record